Messenger RNA from Cygnus olor (mute swan), 2540 nucleotides. RefSeq names its product threonyl-tRNA synthetase 1 (gene TARS1). Gene Ontology annotation, molecular function: threonine-tRNA ligase activity; ATP binding. The coding region runs from base 122 to 2257 and encodes 711 amino acids. The transcript has 19 exons. Gene Ontology annotation, biological process: threonyl-tRNA aminoacylation. Gene Ontology annotation, cellular component: cytoplasm. The record is from RefSeq and is a predicted model, not a curated record. Lineage: Eukaryota; Metazoa; Chordata; Aves; Anseriformes; Anatidae.
UCUAUGGAGCCGCCUCCGGUUGCAUCAGCUUCGGUGCCGGGAGGCGCCUGCGCGGGGUCCUUCCCUUCCCUUCCCGCUCCUCCCUCUCUCUCUCGGUGCCGGCUUGGCUCGGCGGGUGGCAAUGGCGGGGGCUGACGGCCAGGUGAAUGCUGGGGGUGAAAAAAAGGCAGACUGCGGGAAGAAGAAAACGAAGGAAGGGGCCGGCGAUGAAGGGCGCACGGAGCUAAAUCCCUGGCCUGCAUUUAUCAAUGAGCGUUUAGAGAUGUACAAUAAACUUAAAGCUGAACAUGAUGCACUCCUUGCGGAAAGAGCUGCUAAUGACAGUAAACCCAUUAAAGUUACAUUACCUGAUGGCAAGCAGGUUGAUGCUGAGUCCUGGAAGACAACUCCUUAUCAAAUUGCAUGUGGAAUUAGUCAAGGCUUAGCUGACAACACUGUUAUUGCUAAAGUGAACAAGAUGGUUUGGGAUCUAGACCGUCCUUUGGAGGAGGACUGUACCCUGGAGCUGCUCAAGUUUGAAGAUGAAGAGGCUCAAGCGGUAUACUGGCACUCAAGUGCUCACAUAAUGGGUGAAGCUAUGGAGCGAAUCUACGGUGGAUGUUUGUGCUAUGGUCCACCAAUAGAAAAUGGAUUUUAUUACGACAUGUUCCUUGAGGAAGGGGGUGUAUCAAGUAAUGAUUUCUCUGCUUUGGAAACGUUAUGCAAAAAGAUCAUGAAGGAAAAACAAGCCUUUGAAAGACUGGAAGUUAAGAAGGAAACACUACUUGAAAUGUUCAAGUAUAACAAAUUUAAGUGUCGCAUCCUGAAUGAGAAGGUCAAUACUCCAACUACAACAGUAUACAGGUGUGGCCCCUUGAUAGAUCUAUGCAGAGGGCCUCAUGUCAGACAUACUGGCAAGAUAAAGACCAUAAAAAUUCAUAAGAAUUCCUCUACCUAUUGGGAAGGCAAGGCUGAUAUGGAAUCACUCCAGCGCAUCUAUGGAAUUUCAUUCCCAGAUGCAAAAAUGCUGAAGGAGUGGGAGAAGUUCCAGGAGGAGGCUAAAAGCAGAGAUCACAGAAAAAUUGGGCGGGACCAAGAACUGUUUUUCUUUCAUGAACUCAGCCCUGGUAGUUGUUUUUUCCUGCCAAAAGGAGCUUACAUAUAUAACACAUUAAUUGAAUUCAUCCGGAGUGAGUAUCGAAAACGUGGAUUCCAGGAGGUUGUCACUCCAAAUAUUUUCAACAGCAAACUAUGGACGACUUCAGGGCACUGGCAGCAUUACAGCGACAACAUGUUUUCCUUUGAAGUAGAGAAAGAAAUCUUUGCUCUGAAGCCUAUGAACUGUCCAGGACACUGCCUUAUGUUUGAUCAUCGUCCAAGAUCAUGGCGUGAGCUGCCAUUACGGUUGGCAGAUUUUGGUGUUCUGCAUCGCAACGAACUGUCAGGAGCUCUCACAGGACUCACUCGAGUACGUCGGUUCCAGCAGGACGAUGCUCACAUAUUCUGUGCUAUGGAGCAGAUUGAAGAGGAGAUAAAGAGCUGUCUGCAGUUCUUGCGUUCUGUGUAUGAUGUCUUUGGAUUUUCCUUUAAACUGAAUCUCUCCACUCGUCCUGAAAAGUACCUGGGAGAUAUCGAAGUGUGGAAUGAAGCUGAAAAGCAACUGGAAAACAGCCUGAAUGACUUCGGUGAGAAGUGGGAGUUGAACCCUGGUGAUGGAGCUUUCUAUGGACCUAAGAUUGACAUUCAGAUUAAAGAUGCCAUCGGCCGCUACCACCAAUGUGCUACAAUCCAGCUAGACUUCCAGCUGCCAGUCAGAUUUAACCUUACCUUUGUCAGCCAUGAUGGUAAUGACAAGACAAGACCAGUUAUCAUUCACCGGGCUAUCCUGGGAUCUGUGGAGAGAAUGAUCGCCAUUCUAACUGAAAACUAUGGAGGCAAAUGGCCACUCUGGCUGUCCCCACAGCAGGUAAUGGUGGUACCAGUAGGACCAACGUGUGAUGAAUAUGCUCAAAAGGUCAGACAGCAAUUCCAUGAUGCUGGGUUAAUGGCAGAUAUCGAUGUAGAUCCUGGAUGCACACUGAACAAGAAGAUCAGAAAUGCUCAGCUUGCACAGUAUAACUUCAUUCUGGUUGUUGGUGAGAAGGAAAAGGCCAGCGGAACAGUUAACAUCCGUACCAGAGAUAACAAGGUGCAUGGUGAGCGUACAAUUGCGGACACGGUGCAGAGACUGCUGGAACUGAAAUGUUCUCGAUCCAAACAAGCUGAAGAGGAAUUUUAACACCACCUGCUCUACCUGGCAUAAAAUGAUUCUGGUGUUCCUAACUUGGUUAACCACAGAUUGUUUGUACUGUAUUGGAUUGGCAGAGAUCUUUAGUUAGACAUGUCUCUUUUUGUAAAAAUCAGUUUCUCACAGACCUUGAACUAAGAUUUCCUGGCCUCUGAUCAAUGGUAGAUGAAGCAAGAUGACUUUGUGUGACUGCAAGAGAAAAUGGAAAUGUUAAUUGGGGAUAUCUAUAGCACUCUUAACUAUCAUAUUAAAAUAAAAUACAUUUUGGUAACAA